Molecule: messenger RNA, 2702 nt
Organism: Nomascus leucogenys (northern white-cheeked gibbon)
Lineage: Eukaryota; Metazoa; Chordata; Mammalia; Primates; Hylobatidae
Gene: TOR1B
Product: torsin family 1 member B
Biological process (GO): nuclear membrane organization; protein localization to nucleus
Cellular component (GO): endoplasmic reticulum; endoplasmic reticulum lumen; nuclear envelope
Molecular function (GO): ATP binding; kinesin binding; ATP hydrolysis activity
Source: RefSeq, a predicted model, not a curated record
CCGUCCUGCCACUUGACCGCCGGGCGCCUAGCUCAGCUGCUUCUGCGGGCUGCGAGGAGCCGGAUGUUGCGGGCUAGGUGGCUCCGGGGCGCCGCGGCGCUGGCUCUGCUGCUGGCGGCCCGAGUGGUGGCGGCGUUCGACCCCAUCACCGUGGGCCUAGCCAUCGGGGCUGCGUCGGCCAUCACCGGCUACCUGUCCUACAAUGACAUCUACUGCCGCUUCGCCGAGUGCUGCCGCGAGGAGCGGCCGCUCAACGCUUCGGCUCUCAAGCUGGAUUUGGAGGAGAAGCUGUUUGGACAGCAUCUAGCCACGGAAGUGAUUUUCAAGGCGCUGACUGGCUUCAGGAACAACAAAAAUCCCAAGAAACCACUGACCCUUUCCUUACACGGCUGGGCUGGCACAGGCAAGAAUUUUGUCAGUCAAAUUGUGGCUGAAAAUCUUCACCCAAAAGGUCUGAAGAGUAACUUUGUCCACCUGUUUGUAUCGACUCUGCACUUCCCUCAUGAGCAGAAGAUAAAACUGUACCAGGACCAGUUACAGAAGUGGAUCCGCAGUAAUGUGAGUGCAUGUGCGAACUCUGUUUUCAUAUUUGACGAGAUGGAUAAAUUGCACCCCGGGAUCAUUGACGCAAUCAAGCCGUUUCUAGACUACUACGAGCAGGUUGACGGAGUGUCUUACCGCAAAGCCAUCUUCAUCUUUCUCAGCAAUGCAGGCGGGGACCUUAUAACUAAGACGGCUCUUGACUUUUGGCGGGCUGGAAGAAAGAGGGAAGACAUUCAGCUGAAGGACCUGGAACCUGUACUGUCUGUCGGAGUCUUCAAUAACAAACACAGUGGCCUGUGGCACAGUGGACUGAUCGACAAAAACCUCAUUGAUUACUUUAUCCCCUUCCUGCCUUUGGAAUACAGACAUGUGAAAAUGUGUGUGAGGGCCGAGAUGAGGGCCCGUGGUUCUGCUAUAGAUGAAGACAUUGUCACAAGAGUGGCAGAGGAAAUGACGUUUUUCCCCAGAGAUGAGAAAAUCUACUCAGACAAGGGCUGCAAGACUGUGCAGUCACGGCUUGAUUUCCACUGAGCUCCUAUCCAGAUGGGGUAGGAGACAGCUGGGAGGCUCCGCACACCAGAGGCCUUGCCUUUCAAAAGAACCCUGAAGACCGCUUUGGGGUUUCGCCUGUUUGCACCUUAGACUUUUGGGAUAUACAAUCUUUUUUUCUGAGACGAGGUCUCACUCCGUCAUCCAAGCUGGAGUGCAGUGGUGCGAUCCUCAACUCACUGCAACCUCCGCUCCUGGUUUGAGUGAUUCUCAUGCCUCAGCCUCCUGAGUAGCUGGGAUUACAGGCAUGAGCCACUGUGCCCAGCUGGGAUACAGAAUCUAAGAGUUCAUUUUGGAAAACACAUGAAUCUAUUGCAUGCAUUUGUCAUUUAGCAAGAUGACGACAGUCCAGCUGUUCUUUGCAGCUGAAGAUGAACUUUUAAAAAUCUCCUUCACACUUAAUGUACUGACUGUGACAGAAGUGCCUGCAAACAGCUGUGCAUGGCAGGCCCGGCAGUAGUUUCUGACCCACAGCACCCGCCACCUCAGAAGCUACUGUCAGAACUAAAGGAGUCCAGGGACUUGCUGCAGGCUGGGGGGCACUGGGUUCCCACUGGCAGGCUGGGGGGCACUGGGUGGUUUCACCAGCAGGCUGGGGGGCACUGGGUUCUCACUGGCCAAAAACAUCCUUUUGCUCUGUUUCGUUCUUUAUACAGAGUUCACUAGUCAGUUAAAAUCGGGGGUGGAGGUGCAGACAGUGUCUGACUGGAGGAUAUGGCUGUGCCCGCUGAGCACUCAUGAUCUGAGCUGACCUGUCUGUGGGUGGGGCCUUCACCUAAGACCUCUGCAACAGACCUGGACAGAGGUCCCUCCCGUCUGCCAUAUCUCAGCUUGGCUCUCUGCUAGAGUCCCCCCAACCAUAUAUCAUCAUAGAGUUGAAUCACAAGGAGACCGUUGGCUUUGAAUUUGAGUCGUUGGUUCCCAUGGUGAGAUGCUUGUUAAGACUUUAUACUUGGGUCAAUCUCUCACUUUAUUUUGUAGAACCAUUUGAAAUCCUAGGAUGUGCUUGUUCUGCAAGGAUGACAUGGGCCCAGAGUGAACAAGUCAGCUUGCAGAUCUUAAAUGAUGGAAGUAUAGGAAAUUGCUUAUUUUAAAACAAGGGAAGGACACAAAAUGGAAUGACUGCUUAGUCCUUUCUCAUAUACUCUUAAAACAAUUUUUUAUUGUUAAAUUUGUGGUAAUACAUGGUCACAACCGUGGAUCAAACAAGGUCAGUCUAAAGUGGCAGGUCCUAGGUGUGACCUGAUACCACCACCCUUGGUGGCAGCACCAGGCUGGACUGCCCUGAUCCCUGGGACGUGAGACUUAGCUUCCAGCCAGUGUGAAUCAUUUUAUCUGUCUCAUAAUCACAGCACAGCUGCAGACACAACAACGUGCAGCAUUUUUUACAUAAAAAUAUGGUAGAAUUAAUUUAUGACAUGGAAAUGCCUUACAGGGUAUCACACUUAGUCUUGAAAAAACACCAAGGUGACGUUUAAAAUUUUAAGUACGUAUCCUCGAAUUGGAGCUAAGUUAUACUUCUUUUAUAACCUUUUGGGCAUCUGGUUGAGAGGAGACAAGAUUUUCUCUGUUUACAGUGAUGCAAUAAAUAUGUGUUUGCCACCUUUGGA